Messenger RNA from Emys orbicularis (European pond turtle), 252 nucleotides. RefSeq names its product serine peptidase inhibitor Kazal type 1 (gene SPINK1). Lineage: Eukaryota; Metazoa; Chordata; Testudines; Emydidae. The transcript is spliced from 4 exons. Gene Ontology annotation, molecular function: protein binding. The coding region runs from base 1 to 252 and encodes 83 amino acids. The record is from RefSeq and is a predicted model, not a curated record.
AUGAAGGCAACUGGCCUCUUCCUGCUCCUUGGUGUGGGGCUUUGCUGCUGCUCAGCCAAUGCUGAACCGGAUGGUGCUUCUGACGAAGGGAAAGAGCCUGAUUGUGGCAGGUAUAUACUUCCGGCCUGCCCCAAAAUCUUGGAUCCUGUAUGUGGCACCGACAAUUUGACGUAUCCCAAUGAGUGUGAGUUGUGUACUAAGAACCUGAAAAGGCAAACUAACAUUCGCAUAAAGAGGAGAGGAAUGUGCUGA